Cryphonectria parasitica EP155 is the source of this 1881-nucleotide messenger RNA. RefSeq names its product tyrosine--trna ligase precursor, mitochondrial (cyt-18). Gene Ontology annotation, molecular function: RNA binding; tyrosine-tRNA ligase activity; ATP binding. Gene Ontology annotation, biological process: tyrosyl-tRNA aminoacylation. The coding region runs from base 1 to 1881 and encodes 626 amino acids. The transcript is spliced from 3 exons. Lineage: Eukaryota; Fungi; Ascomycota; Sordariomycetes; Diaporthales; Cryphonectriaceae. Gene Ontology annotation, cellular component: mitochondrion; cytosol. The record is from RefSeq and is a predicted model, not a curated record.
AUGGCACAAUUGACCUCCUUGUACAAAAGCCUCCCAGCGCGCGCCCUUUUGUGUCGCGACUGUUUAUGGGCUAGAACACUAAAGUCGGCUUUUCCUCAACGAAGAUGGGUCGGCACGAAAUUCAUGGCUAAGCUGGUGGCUGCGGAUGAAGACUGGAGGCACAUGGCACAGGAGAUUUCCCAGGGAAGGAGGACGCAUAUAUUUGACGAGUUCGAGGAACGGGGCUUCGUUAAGGAUGUCGUGGGGACUCGUCAACAUAUCAAAGAGACGAUGCGGAGAAAACGCAUAGGCGCCUACUGCGGUGUCGACCCAACCGCCCCCUCUUUGCACCUCGGCCACCUGGUGGCGUUCAUGCCCAUCUUCUGGAUGUACCUGCAUGGCUUUGGCUCCUUUAUACUGAUCGGAGGCUCCACUGCCAAAAUCGGAGACCCCACGGGCAGGACGGAAUCUCGCCCGGAAAUACGCUCUGCCCAGCUGGUACAGAACCUCGCGAGCAUACAAUACCAACUCAAGGCGGUCUGGGAACACGUCGAAGAAAAUGGGCGGAGGUUUGGUUUCAAGAGGGAUUGGGCCUGGAGGCGAGGCGUCAUUAACAACAAUGCGUGGUGGAAUAAACUUCCCAUGUUGGAUGUCUUGAAACGGUUGGGGUCUCAAGUGAGGCUUGGCCCGAUGCUUGGACGCGACAAUGUCAAGAAGAGGAUUGAUGACGGCACUGGAAUGUCCUUUGCUGAAUUCUCCUAUCCUCUGAUGCAGGCCUGGGAUUGGUAUGAGCUUUUCAAGCAGCGUACUGUCCAGUUGCAGAUUGGAGGCUCUGAUCAGUACGGCAACAUCCUCACCGGUGCCCAAGCUGUCAAAUACUGCAUCGAAAACGAGCCCGACCCAGCCAAGAAGCUGCCUCAUGGGGAAUUUGACCAGCCUAUCGGUUUCACGGUACCGCUUCUCACAGACUCCGCCGGUACCAAGUUUGGAAAAAGCGCAGGAAAUGCUAUCUGGCUUGACCCUUUUAAGACAUCCCCCUUCGACAUGUAUGGUUACCUGGUGAGAAGACCCGAUGAUGACGUCGAACGGCUAUUAAAACUCCUCACCUUUUUCCCUCUGAGCGACAUCGCCAAGUUCAUGGAGGAGCACAAGACCAACCCGCCGAAGCGAGUUGCGCAGCAUCUUCUAGCCUAUGAGGUGACGGCCCUCGUUCACGGCACCCAGGUUGCUCAGCGCACACAAGCCGAACAUCGAACGAGAUACGGUGGCAACAAAGACAUACCACUCAAUACGGGGCAGAUCGAACAAUCCAAUGAGCAGUACCAAGCUGUACAGGGCCACCCAACGACAAUCGACAACCGGCCUCGGAUCGACCAGAAGCUGCCCUACAGCAUAGUUGAAAUGUCUCUUGCGCGCAUCGUCUUUGCCGCCGGACUUGCGACCAGCGUCUCGGAUGCUGACCGCACCAUCAAGAACGGCGGCAUCUACAUAGGCGGAGCCCCCGGGCAGAAAGGUCAUGUCAACAAGGGCAUGAAUCCCGAGCAGCUGAUGUUCACCCCCGUCACGACUUGGCCCAACGCGGCCAACAGGAACUUCCUGAUCGAUGACAAGAUCCUGCUGCUGCGCAAGGGAAAGCACAACCUGCGAUGCAUCGAGCUCAUCAGCGACGACGAGUGGGCCAAGAGCGGGAAGGAGUAUCCAGGGCAGCCGUUUACUGGUGCGUUCCGCAAGGCUAUGUCGAAGGUACGGCAUAUGGUCGAGGAGGCGAGGAUGAAGAAGGCGAACGAAGGAGGCAUGAUUAGCCCAGAGGAUGUGGUUGAUGUAUCGCAGUUGCCUGCCCCAACCCAAGCCGUCACCCACCUUGCUGCUGGUGCCGGGUGCCGCUCCUCGAUGGUCUGCUGA